Molecule: messenger RNA, 954 nt
Organism: Phycodurus eques (leafy seadragon)
Lineage: Eukaryota; Metazoa; Chordata; Actinopteri; Syngnathiformes; Syngnathidae
Gene: gdf6b
Product: growth differentiation factor 6b
Exons: 2
Coding region: 16-954 (312 amino acids)
Biological process (GO): SMAD protein signal transduction; BMP signaling pathway
Cellular component (GO): extracellular region
Molecular function (GO): growth factor activity; cytokine activity
Source: RefSeq, a predicted model, not a curated record
GAGCCCCACGACUACAUGAUGUCCGUCUACAAGACUUUCUCCACGGCCGAGAAGCUCAACGCCAGCUUCUUCAGAUCGUCCAAGGCGGCCAACACCAUCGCCAGCUUUGUGGACAGCGGACAAGACGAGCUCCCGCUUUCCCCUCUGAGGAGUCAGCGGUACAUCUUCGACGCGUCCACCCUCUCGGAGAAAGCCGAGGCGCUGGGAGCCGAGCUGAGGCUCUACACCGAAGCGUCCCGCAAGGUCGCCCCGUCGGAGCUUCGGCUGCUCUCCUGCCGGGACCGGCGGGCCCUGGACUCCAAAACCCUGGAUCCGCAGGACCGGUACAGGCCCAGAUGGGAGGUCCUGGACGUGCUGGAGCCAUUCAAAGAAUGGAAGCGUCAGGAGGCCAGCGCGGGGAGGCCUUUCUGCCUGGAGCUCACGGCCCGGUCGGACGCCUCCGAGAGGGAGCCGGACCUCGCCCUGCUGGGCCUGCACCGGCACGCCAGGCCCCGGCGGAAGAAGGCCAUCCUGGUGGUCUUCGCCAGAUCCAAGCGGAGGCAGACGCUCUUCGGCGAGAGGCGGGAGCGCCGAACCGAAGAGCGCGGCCGCGGCAGGAGGACGGCGGCGUCCGGGGGCCGCCACGCCGCGAGGUCCGGGUCCAGAUGCGCUAAGAAACCGCUACGGGUCAACUUCCGCGAGCUGGGAUGGGACGGCUGGAUCAUCGCCCCUCUGGACUACGAGGCGUUCCGCUGCGAGGGCGCGUGCGACUUCCCGCUGCGCUCGCACCUGGAGCCCACCAACCACGCCGUCAUCCAGACCCUGAUGAACUCCGUGAGCCCGGGACACGCGCCGCCCAGCUGCUGCGCUCCAGCCAAGCUCGGCCCCGUCAGCAUCCUCUACAUCGACUCGGGCGACAACGUGGUCUACGAGCGCUACGAGGACAUGGUGGUCGAGGCCUGCGGGUGCAGGUAG